AUGCAAGAAAUCGUGUCCGCUCUUCCAUACCAACUGAAAGUGAACGCGAUGCGGGACUAUAACUCGGGGUCGGGAAUUCGUGCUAUUGGUGUGUACAAAUGCAGAAGUCGUAUUGAUCCCGAAAGAAAGUUUAGCUUCGAUGACUAUAGGGCCAUGUCCAUAGAUGGCGUAGAACUGUUCUUUCUCAUUGAAGCACACGACUACUCUUCUCUUCGUCAAAAAAUGUUUCAAAUUCGCCCUCGCACUGAUCAUGUCAAUGCAAGGUUUAUCCGGCCCAUCAGCUUCAAAAUCCUUUCAAUUGAUUCCCACAUAAAUCGACUCUAUGAAACCAAGAAUACGGAGGGACUUGAAAGCAUUGCUGCAAGUGUACGGAAGGCGUGUGAUGAUGUGGAAAAGCACGCUAUGGACAAGUUGGAGCCCGUGGCACCACGGAUGGUAGCUCGGAAUGCUCCAGAGAUUGGGGCAAGUACGACCCUUCUGUUAAGGCCUCUAACUCACGACCAACCCGAUACGACAGAAGCUUUGCGGGCGGUGGUCCAACAGGUGAGACAAGAUAUUGCCUAA
Molecule: messenger RNA, 564 nt
Organism: Echinococcus granulosus
Lineage: Eukaryota; Metazoa; Platyhelminthes; Cestoda; Cyclophyllidea; Taeniidae
Exons: 6
Coding region: 1-564 (187 amino acids)
Source: RefSeq, a predicted model, not a curated record